AUGCCAAUCCUCUGGCGCGGCUUCAGCCGCGUAGAUCUUCCCUGUAACCGCACAUGGGGUUUAGUUGCUCCUUAUAAGCCCUCGUAUAGCUGCAGCCGGAGUAGGCGCAGCAGCAGCAGCUUUAGCUGCAGCAGGAGCAGCAGCAGCAGCAGCAGCAGCAGCAGCUUCAAAACGCCUUCUUCGAACCGGGGUUUCUUUGCGGAUUGCAGCUAUUUGCGUUUCUCUCUGCAUGCACAGCGAAGUCAGGGGCCCCUGGGGGCCCCCCAAUGCCCCGUAGACCCCCAACUCCUUGGGGCUCUCCAGGGGCGAACAGACUGCUGGCGGAAGUUGAAAGCGGCAGUCAAUGAUGCUGCUGCUGCUGCUGCUAGCAGCAGCAGCAGCAGGAUAGGCAGCAGCAGCAGCAUCAACAGAUGCAUCCGCAUCCACAGCAGCUACACCAGCAGCAGCAGCAGGAUUGGCACAACCAGCUGCAGCAGCAGCAGCAACAUGAAAGGAAGCAUCCGCGGCCACAGCAGCAGCAGCAGCAGCAGCAGCAAAGACAGCAGCAGCAGCAGCAGCAACAACAACGGUACUUACGUUGUGCGUGUGCCUUCUUUAGGCGAUUCGAUAACCGAAGGCACAGUAGCCAAGUGGCUGGCAGCAGAGGGCUCGGCAGUGCAUGCAGAACAAGUUUUGUGUGUGUUAGAGACAGAUAAAGUAUCUGUAGAGAUAGCAGCAAAAGCAGCAGGAAGAUUAAUUCAUAUUGCAGUACCAGUAGGCGGCAACGUCAGCGUUGGGGGUGAGUUGGCUGUUAUUGAACGCCUUGCUCCGUCUCCUGCUGCUAGUGCUGCUGCGGCUGCUGCUGCUGAUGCUCCUCCUGCUGCUGCACCUCAAGCAGCAGCAGCAGCAGCAGCAGCAGAAGGUGCACCAGCUGCUCUUGCUGCAGACCCUCUCUACCCCAGGCGACGAACCCCUUCAAUUCUCUUCAGAACUGUCCGCAACAAAUUGGAGCGCCUGGGCCUCCUUGUGCAGCAUCAGCAGCAGCAGCAGCAAGCGCAGCGGGAGCAUCACCUCCCGCUCGAACAGCAGCAGCAACACCAGCAGAGGCAGCAGCAGCAGCAAGGUGCUGCUGCUGGAGCCUCACCGCCUUCAAGUGCAGGAGGGCCCCGUGUGACAGUCGUUAGGUACACCUCAAUUGAAGAGCUUCCGCCUUUUCUGCAGCGGCCGGCACUCAGCCCGGAAGAAGUAGAAGUAAUAAAUGAAGGAGGCGUCGCUAAUGCAGACAACGCUGUGCGUGCAUGGACGGUCUCCCUUUGCUUCACUCCUGCUGCUGCUGCUGCUGCUGCUGCUGCUGGUAGUGGUGGUGGUGGUGCUGCUGCUGCUGCUGGCGGUAAAGCGGCGAAGAAGCGGGCUUCCUCUUGA
Messenger RNA from Eimeria acervulina, 1401 nucleotides. RefSeq names its product dihydrolipoamide acyltransferase, putative. Gene Ontology annotation, biological process: 2-oxoglutarate metabolic process. The coding region runs from base 1 to 1401 and encodes 466 amino acids. Lineage: Eukaryota; Apicomplexa; Conoidasida; Eucoccidiorida; Eimeriidae. The transcript has 2 exons. The record is from RefSeq and is a predicted model, not a curated record.